AUGAUGCUGAAUCUUCUCAUCCUCGUUGUGCUGUCAGCACCUUCAAUGGCGCUGUCAUUGUCUCCUAGAGUUACCGGCGGAUCUCCCGCAGAACUAGGCGAGUUCCCUGAAAUUGUUAGUAUGAAAUGGAAUGGAGAACCCUCAUGUGGCGGUGUGUUGCUCAAUGAGAAAGUUGUUAUCACUGCUGCCCAUUGUGUAUCAGCGUCGGACGGAACACCUGAGCCAGACCAUCUUCCUUGGUGGGCUAACGGCACCACUGUUCAGGCCGGAUCUCUUGUUACAAGCUCGGGUGGCAUCACAGUUGGGGUAUCGAAGAUAUAUGUACAUGCUGACUAUGUGCACCGAACUACGCACCAUGAUGUAGCUCUCCUCUACCUGAACUCAUCUAUUAAAGAGACAUCAACCAUUCGCUAUGCUAAACUACCAGCAAAAGGUGCUGAUCCUAUCCCUGGCUCAACAGCAGUGGUAGCAGGAUGGGGCGAUACAAAGUUUGAAGGAUCGGGAUCUCCCCAUUUGCUAAAGGCAGACAUUCCUGUCGUUUCUCGCAAAAAAUGCAAUGAUUAUUGGAGUGAAAUAGACAGAAAAAUCAUAUUUAGCCAGAUGUGUGCUGGCACAAAAAAAGCAGCUGGGUGCAAUGGGGAUAGUGGAGGCCCUCUUUUUGAUAGCAUUACAGGACAAGUCAUUGGAAUUGUUUCACAAGCACAAAGGUGCAGUGAGACAGGGUGGCCUACAGUGUUUGCCAGUGUUAGUGCCUAUGUUGAUUGGAUUAAAGAACAUGCUUCUCUAGAAGAGGGUAUCAAAACAUCUUGA
This is a messenger RNA of Ophidiomyces ophidiicola, 810 nucleotides long. RefSeq lists its product as uncharacterized. Gene Ontology annotation, molecular function: serine-type endopeptidase activity. The transcript is spliced from 3 exons. The record is from RefSeq and is a predicted model, not a curated record. Gene Ontology annotation, biological process: proteolysis. Bases 1 to 810 code for a protein of 269 amino acids. Lineage: Eukaryota; Fungi; Ascomycota; Eurotiomycetes; Onygenales; Onygenaceae.